This is a messenger RNA of Cuscuta epithymum, 3623 nucleotides long. Lineage: Eukaryota; Viridiplantae; Streptophyta; Magnoliopsida; Solanales; Convolvulaceae. The record is from the annotation of a GenBank genome assembly.
AUUACCUCCUAUCUUAACCUCUGACCUCUUAUAAAAAUUUAGUAAUUAUUGUUAAGAAAUAAAUCAACCAUUUCGGCGAUAAUCUUAGCCACUCCACACAAAAAGGAGCUCAUCAUUUCUUUCUCUGGAGACUUUUCUUCCACCUACAGUAUCAGUUUUCAACGCGUUUCGUCUUGGAGCCAUGGACGUUUUUUAUACAAGCAAUUUCCUGGGUUGUGAAUAUUCUUUGUCAGAACUUAAUAACCCAUCUUAUUUGAGGAGAAAGCUAAGUUCUUUUUUCACAAAUGAAUAUUUUAAGAUUCUUCAAUAUUUUUCUGCUCAAGUUUUCCAUCAUUAUUACUCUAUGCGCAAUAACCCCACUCUCAGCCCAAAAUUCAAGCGCAGUGAAGGUAGAUGUUGGGGUGAUUCUAGAUUUGAAAACAGAGAGUGGGAAGAUGAGGAAGACAAGCAUGUCACUAGCUCUUGCUGAUUUCUAUGGCAGUGGCAGCCAUAAAACCCAGAUUAUCCCUCACUUCAGAGACUCGAAUACUGAUGAUGUUGCUGCAGCUGCUGCAGCCAUAGACCUGUUGAAGAAUGUAAAAGUGCAGGCAAUCCUGGGGCCUCAAAUGUCCACACAGGCAAAUUUUGUGAUUGAUAUCGGGAAGAGAGUCAAAGUUCCUAUUCUCUCUCCCGCCACAAACCCUUCACUUUCUCCCAACCAAAGUGAAUACUUCAUCAGAGUCUCACAGAGUUCAUCUGCUCAGGUCAAAGCCAUUGCUGCCAUCGUCAAAGCUUUUGGCUGGCGGGAGGUCGUGUUUGUGUACGAGGACAGUGACUUCGGGAGGGGCAUUCUCCCUCAUUUGACCAACGCCAUGAUGGAAGUCAACGUCUUUGUCCAUUACAGAAGCGUUCUGGCACCUUCGGCAGAUGACGAGCUAGUCCUCAUGGAGCUCUACAAGCUGAUGACGAUGCAAACAAGGGUGUUCAUCGUGCAUCUAUCGCUGGACACAGGAUCCCGCCUUUUUCAGAAGGCGAAUGAUGUCGGAAUGAUGAGUGCAGGCUACGUAUGGAUUCUCACGCACUCAUGCAUGAGUCUUUUGGGGUCCACUGAUCCUACAAUGAUUGAUAACAUGCAAGGAGUUCUGGGGGUGAAGCCGUACGUACAACCAUCCGCUCAGCUGAAAAUCCUCACAAAGAGAUGGAGAAAGAAGUUUUAUGAGGAGAACCCAGCGACGGAUGACGAAGUAGAGAUGGUAGACAUUUUCGGGUUGUGGGCAUAUGACAGCAUGACAUUAUUAGCCAUAGCGCUUGAGAGAGUAGAUGCAGCCCAUCAAGGAUUCAAUCAGGUAGUCAGCGGAGGAGAGACUUUAUCUGACAUGGACACUAUAGGGACCUCACUUUUAGGGCCUGUACUCAUAGAAUCGCUCAGAAAUAUCAAAGUCAAAGGGCAAAGUGGUCAAUUCAAUAUUGUCAACGGAGAGUUGCAGCCGUCGGUGUUUCAGAUUGUGAAUGUGGGUGGAACAGAGAGAAGGGUAGGGUUCUGGACAGAAGAGUAUGGGCUCUCCAAGAAGCUGAAGCAUGGUAGUAGUGAUAGCACAAGUGUACAGUACUCAGCUAACAUGGAUGAUCUUGGGGUAAUCACCUGGCCAGGUGACUCUGAUAUAGUUCCUAAAGGAUGGGAAAACCCCACAAAUGGGAAACAGAAGUUGAGGGUUGGAGUUCCUGUUAAAGGAGGGCUUGAACAGUUUGUGAAAGUGACUAAGGAUCCCCAGACAAACAGAGUGACCGUGACAGGUUUCUGCAUUGAUGUUUUUGAGGAAGUUCUCAAGAACUUACCUUAUGCUGUUCCGUUUGACUAUGUACCUUACGGAAUCCCUCACAGCCAAAACCUGCCAGACUAUGAUGAACUUGUCCGCCAGGUUUUUAUUGGGACGUUUGAUGCAGUCGUUGGAGAUGUGACCAUCUUGGCGAACAGGUCCGAUAGGGUUGAAUUCACACUCCCCUAUACAGAAUCUGGGGUGAUAACAGUCGUCCCAGUAAAGCAAGAUAGGAGGAGGAGUGCCUGGAUUUUCUUAAAGCCUUUGAAAACAGAGCUUUGGGUGACAACAGGAGCUUUCUUCAUCUUUAUUGGCUCCGUGAUUUGGGUGCUUGAACAUCGCAUAAACAAAGAGUUUCAAGGUCCUCGUCACAAGCAGAUUGGGAUGAUCUUCUGGUUCUCUUUCUCCACUCUAGUCUUUGCUCAUAGAGAAAAGGUCAUCAGCAAUCUAUCAAGAUUUGUCAUCAUCAUUUGGGUCUUUGUAGUGCUGGUGCUUACCUCAAGUUACACGGCCAGCUUAACGUCCAUGUUAACAGUCCAACAGCUGCAACCAACCAUCUCAAACAUUAAAGAUCUCAUAAAGAACCGAGAAUCUGUAGGAUACCAGGAUGGGUCUUUUGUCAGGGGCCUUUUGAAGUACAUGCAAUUUGACAGCUCAAAAUUUCGGAAUUACAGCUCGUUGGAAGAGUACCAUGAAGCCCUCACCAAAGGAAGCGAAAACGGAGGUGUUGCUGCCAUUGUUGAUGAACUGCCCUACAUGAGACUCUUCCUCGCGAAGUACUGUGGGAAGUACACCAUGGUUGGCCCAACUUACAAGACAGCAGGAUUUGGAUUUGCAUUCCCAAAGGGAUCACCUCUGGUGCCUGAUAUAUCAAGAGCAGUGUUAAGUGUGAUGGAAAGUGACAGUAUGACAAGAAUUACUGAUAAGUGGUUCAGUAAUGAGACAGAUUGUUCCCAGCAAGAUGGAACUCUACUGGCAUCAGAAUCAGAUAGCCUAUCACUGGAUAGUUUCAAGGGAAUUUUCCUAAUAGCUGGUCUGGCAGCAUUUUCUGCUCUUCUCAUCUUCUUUUUCAACUUCCUCUAUCAGAACAAAGAGAUCUUAGCAUCUGAUGAUGAUUCAACCUGGCAAAAAAUAUGCACAUUAGCUCUAACCUUUUGGAAAGUAAAUAAGGUCGCGCCUGAAGGUAAUGGAAAUUCUGGAGAAGGAAAUGAGAUAAUAGGAUCGCCUAAUGCAGAUCAAGAGAUUAUUUCAGUAACACGAGAUACGGAUGAAGAAAUAUAACAAGCUAUAACUAUCACACCCUGAAAUCAGGCUUACCCAUAAAUGGGGUUCAGAUUGGUUAUAUAUUGAAGUAACCAUGAAUUGACGAAACAAACCAAUGGUUCAAGUGGCUUGUUACAUCCUAAACAUGCUAAUAUCCAUUCAGUUAAGUCGGGUGGGGUGGUUGGAACUGUCUAGGUCGAGUUGGGGUUACAAAAACAAUAAAUAUAGGAAGACUUCCUGUAGAAACUUUAGUCAUGGGUCACAACAAAUGUUUACACUCUGUUCGCAACACGUAUAAUCCAUUCAGUGAUAGCACAUUCAUGUGGUGACAGACUUUUCAUGCCAGUUAUCUUCUUCAAGCAAGCUAGUUGUACAGAGAAGUAGAAGUGUAGAACAAAGUGUAAUUUGAUUAAUUUUAUUAUGUUGUACCUGAACCUGUAUAAGAGUUAUCAAUUGAUUAUACGUGUUGCGAACAGAGUGUAAAUUAUAAAUGUUUGUAAAUAAUCAAUUAUGUCACCGAUAACUUCCUUUCCAGGCACUGAAUAGUAUUAUAUCUAUUAUUUC